AUGAGCAUCUUUUGGUUUAUAACUACACUGCUACUGCUGAACUUCUGCACCCCAGGUGUCGAUGUUGUUAACGGUAAGGAGUCCAUUCCACACAGCCGCCCAUACAUGGUCUACAUUCGUGACCCACAAACACCUUCAGAAGCAUGUGGUGGAUUUUUGAUAAGAGAAGAUUUUGUGUUGACGGUUGCCCACUGCUAUAGUCACCUCAUGGUGUAUUUGGGUGUUAAUAACACAAUUUAUUUACCUGAGGGUAUAGAGGUUGAUGCCUUUCCACAUUUUGUGAACAAAACGCCAGGUGAUGACAUCAUGCUAUUAAAGCUGAAAACUCCAGUAACUCUGAACAAGACUGUGAAUAUCAUUGACCUGCCAGAAACAAAUAGAGAGAAUAUCUCAAGCAACUGCAUGGUCAUUGGUUGGGGCCGGCAGGAAUGCAAAAAGAAGUCUCUAUCAAGCGUCCUGAGAGAAGUGAACUUGACUCUUUUAGACUCUGAAAAUUGUACCACACCUCACACUUUAUGCACUCAGGAAGAAGCCGGGCCAGCACGGGUAUUUAUUUAA
Molecule: messenger RNA, 558 nt
Organism: Paramisgurnus dabryanus
Lineage: Eukaryota; Metazoa; Chordata; Actinopteri; Cypriniformes; Cobitidae
Product: granzyme B-like
Biological process (GO): proteolysis
Molecular function (GO): serine-type endopeptidase activity
Source: RefSeq, a predicted model, not a curated record